Molecule: messenger RNA, 776 nt
Organism: Neomonachus schauinslandi (Hawaiian monk seal)
Lineage: Eukaryota; Metazoa; Chordata; Mammalia; Carnivora; Phocidae
Gene: SUGCT
Product: succinyl-CoA:glutarate-CoA transferase
Exons: 8
Coding region: 1-756 (251 amino acids)
Molecular function (GO): catalytic activity
Source: RefSeq, a predicted model, not a curated record
AUGAUCUCUAAUGAAGAUGGAGAUCCAGUUCGUCCAGGAGUGGCCAUGACUGAUCUCGCUACUGGCCUGUAUGCAUAUGGAGCCAUUAUGGCUGGACUGAUACAAAGAUAUAAAACGGGGAAAGGACUGUUCAUUGAUUGUAACCUACUGUCAUCUCAGGUGGCAUGUUUGACCCAGGUAGCUGCUAAUUAUCUUAUUGGCCAAAAGGAAGCAAAACGUUGGGGCACAGCUCACGGCAGUAUUGUUCCUUACCAGGCUUUUAAAACCAAGGAUGGAUAUCUUGUGGUUGGAGCAGGAAAUAACCAACAGUUUGCUACUGUGUGCAAGAUCUUGAAUUUGCCUGAACUGAUUGAUGACUCCAAGUAUAAAACUAACCACCUUCGUGUACAGAAUAGAAAAGAGCUUAUCAAAAUACUCUCUGCACGGUUUGAAAAAGAAAUGACCAGCAAGUGGUUAUACCUCUUUGAAGGCAGCAGGGUUGCGUAUGGCCCAAUCAACGACAUGAAGAACGUAUUUGCAGAACCCCAGGUGUUACACAAUGGCCUCAUUAUGGAGAUGAAGCAUCCAACCGUGGGGAAGAUAUCAGUGCCAGGCCCAGCUGUGAGAUACAGUAAGUUCAAGAUGUCAGAGGCCAGGCCACCCCCCCUGCUCGGGCAGCACACAAUGCACAUCCUGAGGGAGGUCCUCGGAUACAAUGACAAGGCCAUUGGGGAGCUGUUCAGCGCUGGAGUGGUGACCCAACAUGAAGCCGAAUGAUCAAAAAUGCUCUUUCUCAA